Messenger RNA from Knipowitschia caucasica, 1512 nucleotides. The record is from the annotation of a GenBank genome assembly. Lineage: Eukaryota; Metazoa; Chordata; Actinopteri; Gobiiformes; Gobiidae.
AUGGAGCCCCCCUCUGUGAGCGCGGCCCCCCGUCUGUCCUGGGACCACCCUGAGAACAUGCCCUCACAGCCCACAGUCCGCUGCCAGCAGCCUUCAGAAGCUCUCCUCUCUGCUGUGGCAAAGAUCCGCAGAGCUACUUUCCUGCACCACAAGAACAACUCAAACUGGCCCCCGCCGGAUGAGGCUCUUCCUGCUCCUCCUUCUCCUCCAGCCCUCGGGCCCCUGACUGAGGACUCUGUGAUGGUGUCUGGCCCCGAACACAGCGGCCUACAGGCCCCUGACGUACUGAGCCAGCCGGCCUCAGAUCUGUCCCGUCAGAGCAGUGGUCAGACCAUCGUGGACCCUCUGGACGUUUGCAAACAGCGGCCGCGCCGCAGCCGCCGCAUGAAGCGCUUCAGCUCCAAGUGGCAGUCCAGAGGCUCCACCGGCAGCAGCUCGGCCCCGGCCCUCACUGUGGACAGGCUGAGGAGGAAGCACUGCAGGCUCCUGGGGGACCAGAGCCUCGUCCAGGUCAGCAGCAACAGCCAGAGACAACGAUACGUUACUAAAGACGGGAAGUGUCAGGUCAACCUGGGCCCCAUCGCAGAGAAGAGGCGCUUCCUCUCAGACAUCUUCACCACUCUGGUGGACCUCAAGUACCGCUGGUUCCUCCUGGUCUUCAGCAUGUGCUACGUGCUCACGUGGGUGGCCUUUGGAGCUGUUUACUUCCUGGGCGCUUGGAUCAGAGACGACCUCGCACACUAUGAAGACCCACAGUGGGAGCCCUGCUUCGAGAAGGUCAAUGGUUUCCUCUCAGCUCUUCUGCUGUCUCUGGAGAGUCAGAGGACCAUCGGCUAUGGCUACAGGAUGGUGACGCCCCACUGCCCAGAGGGAGUGGUCCUACUCAUGGUGCAGUCCAUCGUAGGCUCCAUCAUCGACGCUCUGAUGGUGGGCUGCAUGUUUGUGAAGAUCUCUCGUCCGCAGCAGAGGGCGCAGACUCUCAUCUUCACCAAACACUGUGUGAUCUGUGAGAGAGACGACAAACUCUGCAUGCUGCUCCGCAUCGGAGACCUGCGGGAGAGCCACAUGGUGGACGCCAAGGUGCGCGCUAAGCUCAUCAAGUCCCGGCAGACCAAGGAGGGCGAGUUCAUCCCCCUGGAGCAGUCUGAGAUCAACCUGGGCUACGACAUCGGGGAAGACCGGCUUCUGCUGGUGGAACCUCAGACCAUCACUCACAUCAUCAACAAGAGCAGCCCCUUCUGGGACAUGGGGGCGGAGCGCCUCAGCAAGGAGACCUUCGAGAUCAUCAUCAUCCUGGAGGGAAUCGUGGAGGCCUCAGGAAUGACGUGCCAGGCCAGGACGUCCUACACGGAGGACGAGGUGCUGUGGGGCCAUCGCUUUGAGUCGUGCAUCUCUCUGGAGAAGGAGGCGUUCCGUGUGGACUACAGCGCGUUCAACAAGACCUUCGAGGUCCAGAUGUCCCCAGAGAGUGCAAAGGAGCGCAGUGAGAGGGCCUCUGUGACAUCACACUGA